Molecule: messenger RNA, 7159 nt
Organism: Myxocyprinus asiaticus (Chinese sucker)
Lineage: Eukaryota; Metazoa; Chordata; Actinopteri; Cypriniformes; Catostomidae
Product: UPF0606 protein KIAA1549L-like
Exons: 22
Coding region: 395-4396 (1333 amino acids)
Source: RefSeq, a predicted model, not a curated record
AUAAUAACGCGCCUCAUCACCAGUUUCGCUGCAUAUUCUCGCUCGCGCGCCGGAGACGUGAUAUUUUUCCCAAUCAAAAGGAGGCGAUUUUCCGUAGCAACAUGAUUGCUAUAAUUGCAGGAUUAUAAUAAAGCCCAUCUGGAAUUCCUAUGCUGAAUCUGCUGCUUAUAAAAUGCGAUAACCUGCUACAAUAAGACGCGCGCGUGAUUGACGUGGUGGCCGCUGCUGUUUGAUGGUUUGCAGACGCAUCGCCUUUUAAAGUUUCGAUGCUGCCGCGUCGGCUGACCUAGAGAAAAACAGUGGAGAGAAGACCUCAGUCUAAGGAACUGGAAAGGAUAGAUCAAAUGUCUUUUUCGGGACCUUUCGGCCUAUUGCUGAAUUUAUAUCUAGCCAGAUGGCCCCAAGAAAUGCGCGUAACGAUUUCUACAUUUUGGGCUCCAACGGGAAUGGCAAAGCUGGAACCCAAGCCAUGUCGGAAUGGAUAGGCUUAUCGUGGUCUCAUAACACUGCCCGAAAAUGUAUUGACCUGGACGGAAUCGGAGUGUGGACCAAGUGUCUGAUGUCUGUUGGAAUUACGUUGCUCCUGGUGCCGUCCACAUUUGCCAUAGACGAUGAAGGAAGGCUUGAAGCAUCAGGACAAACCCCCAGUCCUUCCAAGGAUCCAAGUGGAGCCCCAAACACCACAGUCUUUUCAUUACUGCUGGAAGAGGAAGAUUUUGCCUCGCAGUUCCACUCCUUACCAGCAGGGGCAGAUAGCAUAAGGGAAGAGCCUGUGUUUGCCUCAGUGCAGACCCUGCAGGUUGCAGAGACACUGCCUGAGGCGCUGGUGCAUUCUCUGCCUUCCCCACCUGGCAACAGUGACAAUAGCACCAAUCAAAAGUCCCCUGGGGAGCUGGCCAUCAGAGUGCCAAAGCCAGCAUUCCCAGCACUCAAAAUCAACAGUGUUUUGACCACUAGCUCAGAUGAAACACUUGGUGAAUUCCCCAGGAACCCUGAUCUGCCCACGGCCCCAGGUUCCCCUUUCAUAGACAUAGACGCAUCUAUCACUGACAAUGUGACGAGUCCAGUCUCCAUUUCCACUUUCCUGUUUAAUGCCACCUCCCCUGAAAGGGCUGAAAAUACUUCAUCUGACACUUCGACACGCAACAGCUCCCACACUGUGACCAGCGACAGUCUCCAACUCACCACAGUGACCACCACAACUGUCAUGCCCUUAACUGUGACAUCCAUGACUGUGACUCCACCUACUAUAGCCACCGUUGCAAAAGAGGUUGUGACCACCUUACCGCCUACAACAGCCGCCGAAACCACAACAACCAAGACGGAUCCGCCAACGACUACGACCACAACAACCACAGCGACGACAACUACCACCACCACCACAAAAGUAGCACCAACAACCACAGAAACACCAACAACUACUUUAGCAACCACCACAACAACAACCCCUCCUCAAACCACUUCUGUAUCUACCUCUGGAAGCACCACGACUGAACUGAGCACCCCACCCACUGACAGUACUUUGACCUGCAAUGUGACCGAACGGUUAUGGCUGAAAACAGUAUUGUCCAUCCAGAUGCGACGGAAUCGGCUAGAAGCUGGAAUGAGACAGAACCUGUCUAAAGGUUUCACCCAGGCCCUGCAGAGAGCGUUCAACAACAGCAGCAUCCGUGUUCAGUUGGAAAGCGAUAUCUGCACCCCUUCUAAUGUGACCGUGGGGUAUUACGUCACAAGAGGGAAGACCGUGAUUAUAGCUUCUGUUGUGAUGGACACCUUAACGUCCUAUGGGUUUGACAAGCUAUUGGAUGACAUCAGAGAGUAUGUGCCUGUGGUACUGGCCGUCCCCAGUCCAGUGGCCCCCUGGCUGCCCAGCCUCAGCAUCCACCUGCAACUUAAAACAGUUCUUAGGUUUGUCGGGCCGACAGAUAACAUCAAGUCUUGUGGUUUCAUCCAAAUGAUGGAGCAGCGGUUGGAAAAUGUGUUUGCUGAGGCACUGGAAAAAGUCGAGGACUUUUAUGGGGCUCUUUCAGUUGAGAUUCUGAACACAUAUCAAACAGGGAAUUCUUUGGCAGUGACUCUGGUGUAUGUAGUGUGGAAUGGUAGCACUCCAUUGAAUGGUACUGUGUCCAGCGGUCUGCUUAACCAGUUGACUGCUGAGCUCGUGGGCUACUUUUUAUUCUUCCCCCCUCUGAUCAUUGCAGAGCCUCUAGAGUACCACAACCUUAACACUUCAGUAGCAACCAGAGAUUACUGGGUAAUCACAGUAAUUCAGGACGUUGACAGCUCUUCUCUCGAGGGAAGUUAUCAGAGCUUUGCUAGUCUAAUGGAGCAGCGGCUGGCAGAGCUCUUUUUGGUCGCCAGUCGGCAUGGUCUUCGCUUAAGAAGAGCCACAACUGUAGGCGACUACACUGUCCAGAUGGUCAGUAUCCGGCGACUGCCUGGGCCCAAGAACCCGGCUGAAAUGACCUACUAUGUACAGAUAGAUGGUUCUCCUGUUACUGGCACCUCUGCGGCUAAAAUCCUCAACACGGUGGACUCUCAAACCAUGGCUCUCACUCUGGGCUACUUUGUCCAGAUUCAGGCAGAGCCCGUGGUAAAGAGUCUGCCUAGUAACCUCUGGAUACUGGCAGUCCUGAUACCUGUAUCGCUAGUGAUGAUUGUUGCGGUUAUGGCGGUUGCUAUCAUAUGCAGGAGAAACCGUACUGUCUUCAAGACCAGCGCAUUUCGGAAUUUCCAUCCUCGCACCAAGACUUCGUAUCGAAGAGACGGAAGUUAUCACCACCAGCCUGUGCAGGGUUUCGACUAUGCCAAGCAGCACAUGGGCCAGACAGGUGAGGAGGCUCUCACUGUCACCAAGGAAACACUUGUCCUGUCCCUUCCCGUACGGGAUGCUCCACUCACACAAGACAGAGUGGCGACGGCAUUACAAGAUGGGACGGCCUCAAAAAGACCCCAGUUGACAGAGAUGCAUCUCAGCAGGUUGCCAAGCGAGGAUGGCUCUGUUUCGAGCAACGAUUCUGGGAAGCUGAACACAGGCAGGAGCUCCACAGCUCGGAGAAGUAUGGCACAGAAAGCACCCAAAGAAGAGCAACACACGAGAAAUGACCAUUAUGACUCUUUAACUGGCUCUCUACGCCUCAUCACCAUUAAGCCUAUGGCUGCCCCACUCAACUAUUCCUAUCCUGAUUCAUCCAAUAACAGCCAAGACUCUGUCAUCCUGAAUGGAGAGGUAAACAUGGGGAUGAAGCAAAAGUCAGACAUUGAGCAUUAUCGGAAUAAGUUGAGGUUAAAGGCUAAAAGGAAAGGUUAUGGUGAUGGUCCGGUCUUUAGCAGUAGCGGGAGUGGCAGCAGCCACAUGUACAGCCAUCGAGACAGGCUGAGGCGAGAGAAUGCUUCCCUGGAUUUGGAAGAUUUGCGGGGACCAAAGGAGGACAGAAAACCCUCCACUUACGUAAAGUACCGCAGGAGUGACUCCCAAAGGGAACCUGCAUAUUGGAGCAGGCAGUCUCUGAACACCCCUAGUCCAGUGGAGACUGAGAUGGACAUGCUGGUCAUGAGGGAGAGAUCUAGAAGGGGAAUCCGCAACAGCGGCUAUGAUGGUGAGCCUGAGCCAUUUGAAGAAACUGAUGUGGACCGCCUUCUGAGUUCCCUGGGUUUUGGCGGUGACCAUCAGGUCAAAGGUCACUCUGACUCAUCCACCCUAAGUUCCCAACCAUCCAUUGAUGAAGUGAGGCAGCAGAUGCACCUACUCUUGGACAACGCCUUUGGACUGGCCUCUGCCGAGCCUACUCCAACCAACCACCACCACCACCAUCACCACCACCCUCAUAAUUCUUACAACCCCAGCCAUAGUAGGCCCUACUUGGAUGGAGUUACCAGCGCUCCUGGCACUAUGAACCACCCCAACGGAGCUCUUCAGCAUGGCUCCUCCUUUGGGCCGGAUAUGCAUCAGUGUAGCCUUCCCAAACCAGGAUUCAGGUUUACCCAGCUGCCUGAUAUGGGUUUGGGGUCCCCACCACCUCUCAUCCCUCCAAGAGGAGGAGCCCCACCUGGAACUUCACUAAGACGGUCGACACCAGACAUGAGUCUGAAGCCUCGUGUCUCUGAGGCCUCUGAGAUGAGUCAGCACAAUGGCACCCCCUAUCUGCCAAUCAACCGAGCUCCCUUCCCCGCUGUUACUGUGGACGAGUCUAUGACAAGCUACUCAGGAAACCCAAUGACAGCAGUAUAUGCCAUAUCUGCCAACCGCCCUGGCUACUCUGACUACUUUGUCCUGUCUCCACCGUCCUCCUACCGGAGUCCCUCUUGGAUGUCAUACCCUCCAGAGCCAGAAGACCUUCCACGUCAGUGGAAUGACACGGUAAAGAACCAGUGUCAUCUGGAAACCAUCUGCUGAAUUGGAUUCAUUUCUGAUAUUGACCAGACACUGAAAUUUAGGAUAUUUUAGAGUUUUAUUUUGUUACCUAAUUCCACAUGCCACAUAUGGAUUUAUCAAUUAUCGGAGAAAUGCUACUCAUUUAAUUCUGAUUACAUUUUAUGGGUAUUAUUGGGUCAUGGUUUAAAUUAGAAUAGAAGUCUAUAAACAUUCAUGCCCAAAAGUAUCUGGAUAACUUAAAGCCAUAUGUAAAAAUGUAUGAAUUACAUUGUAUUAUGAACAAAAUAUCAAACCAAGUGACAUCUGCAAACAAAUUAUGCCAGACUUUUUUUCAGAACUAACUAUAUUUAGUUACAUUUAACCAAUGGGUAACUUUUACUGUAUGAUGUAUGAAGUCAGUUCCCCUUAAGUCCACACAGGUGUCCAAACAGAGUAAACACAGGUGUAGCUGGAGUGGUGGUGGCGGCGUAGUGGACUAAAGCACUGAACUGGUAAGCCAAAGGUUGUUGGUUCAAUCCCCACAGCCACCAACACUGUGUCCUUGAGCAAGGCACUUAACUCCAGGUUGCUCCAGGGGGAUUGUCCCUGUAAUUAGGGCACUGUAAGUUGCUUUGGAUAAAAGCAUCUGCCAAAUGCAUAAACAUAAAUAAAUAAAUAUAGUUCAUCACACUACCUCACUAACAUUUACAAACCAGAAAGUGUCCAAAUAAUUUUUGUCUUAAUUUUGAACUGUAAAUCUGUUGAUUUAUUGGUUUAAUUUUCUGUGUUUAAUGCAAUAACAUUCAUACAUUUUUAAAUUGGGCUUAAGUGUCCAUUAAUGCUUUUUGGGUCCACUGUAUUAUUCAAGUUAGAAAACUUGGCCUUAUACUGAAGGCAAUAUGUUAAUUAGAUGCUGUAAAUGACUGAUACAGCAGCCCUAACCCAACUCAGAGCUUAGUUGAACAGCCAACCAGACCUGUAAUCCAUAACCUCACCUGCCAGCCUCGGCAGGAUACAGCACCCGUUAAUAAUUAACGUCCCCAAUGGUAAAUCACAACCUGUCCUUGAAGCAAGCAACCAUGUUGAGCAAACAGCAGGUUGUCUUACUGGCCAAAACUGUGUUUUUCUUAAAGCUUUUUCAAAUUAAGAAACAGUGUUGUAUGUUGUACAGGUGUUUUUAUGUGAUUUAAACACCAAGUUACUAAUAAUGUAAAACUAAAACAUGUUUUUUUCCCCCAUCUUGGGCAAUCUUAGCUUCAUAAAUGCGUAUCUGUCUUUUGCUCUCAUUCAUGCAUUUUUAUAGAAAAGGUUAUUGCAGGUGAUUCUUCUUGUGCACUCCAUAUGGCUUACGUAAAAAUGAUGACAAUGAAUGGUGUAAAAUAAGUUUAUAGUUUGGAGGGAUGUGACAUCCUGUACUGUAUCUACUGUAGUCACAAUGUGUUCAAGCAAAAAUAGUAUAUGCUUUUUCUUUCUCUCGGAAAUGCAAUGGUUUAUGCCGUUUUAAAGUGUUUCACAAUGCACAGCCAUUCAUGAAAGGCAUGAAUCAUGUUUUGAGAGUUUAGGUAUGAUGUGGGAAGAUAGCCAUUAUGGUUUAGUUAACAAACCCAGAUGCCAAAAUGAGGGCUAAACUUUGAGAGGGAUUCAUAUUUUCAGUAGCCUUUUUGUAAGUACUUAAAGAGUAACUAAAAUGCGUUUCUAUUUUGUUGCCUUAUUCAUAAAAGGCACCAAAAUAUAAAUAUUUAUAUCAGAUAGCAAAAUCUAGAUAAAAUGUUUAAAUAUACAGCAUACACCAAAAUCGACUUGAAAUCAGAUUUAGAGUACAUUACACAAUGAUCAAAUUAAAUCCAAUUAAAAUUGUACCAUAAUAUGACUCAAAUUCCAAGUUGCAUCCAAGUACAGUGUUACAGAUGUAACAUUUGGCAUGUGUUCUUAUGAGAAUGAUUCUAAUGCAUGUAGUCUGGACAUAUGAAUCAUAAGGGCUUUGUAUGUGAAGCAAGACCCAUAUUUUUUGGGGCAGUUAUAGAAAGGAUUUCUAUUGUAAAAAACAAAACAAAAACAAAAACAGCGACAACACAGCAGAAGUAUCCCAUAGACGCUAUCUGUUAAUGUACAACCAUUUUUGUUAAGGCACAUUCGCAGAAUGACUGCAUUGGAAUAUAUUAAAUGUCACAAUGACAUAAUCAGAUUAUGAAAAUUGCUAAAGCAUACAUAAAGUGUUGUGUAAAUUAUUAUAAAUGCCACAAAUGUUUGAUUUUUGUUGAAUUGAAGAAUGUUGUCCUUUCGGUUUAACUAUGUUGCUGCGGGGGAUGUGCAAAUAUCUUAACUAUCACUUAAUUGUUCCUUUUUAAAGUUUUUUCUUUUAAUAUUUUUAUAUUAAUUGAAUUACCCUUUUUGGCCAACAACUGAGGACAUUCUUCUAAAAUGGUUACCAGUGUAAAAUAUUAUGCUUAAAAAAAAAUGCCUCAUUGUAAAACUAUGUGAAACAAUUGUGUAAUAUUCAUUAUGUGUACAUCAUCAUAACAAAUAAGAUGUUGAGAUUUUUCCUACUUAUACAACACUAAACAACUUGCCAGAUGUCCUGUAAAUUUUCCCUUCAUUACUGUAAAAACAAUAUUUGUUUUAAAAAUUCUAUCUGUCUUUUCUUUCCUUAUUAUUUUCCUUAGCAUAAUGUACAGUGAUAAUAACCAUCAUUAUAAUCUUGGUUUAAUACUUUGAAAGACUCAUUUAUGUGGGUUACACUGAAUCAGUUCUAAUAAAAACUAAGAUUUGAUCAUUUAAAAAUGGUUUAUAUCGUUCCAUUUAACA